Stylophora pistillata is the source of this 311-nucleotide messenger RNA. Its product is annotated as RUN domain-containing protein 1. Lineage: Eukaryota; Metazoa; Cnidaria; Anthozoa; Scleractinia; Pocilloporidae. The record is from RefSeq and is a predicted model, not a curated record.
UAGUAGUAUACACUUACUGCAACAAAGGUAAUUUUCCUUUUUUGUUGUUGUUGGUUAGGUCAGAUCCUGAAAAGAUAAGAGACCUUGAAGAUGAACAAGAGGAGUUAAAUGGUUCUCUACUUGCUCUCACCAGCCAUUUUGCUCAGGUCCAGUUUCGAUUGAAACAGGUUGUUGCUGCUCCUACAGAGACUAGAGAGCGUUUGUUAAUGGAACUAGAAGAGUUUGCAUUCCAAGGAUGCCCUGAUGUACGUGGUCCAAAAGCGAAGGAAAGUCCAACAAAGGCAGUGGAUGAUAGUGGUGAAGGAAAAAAU